GGACGGAGGGGACGAACGUGAAUUUCGCGUGGGCGCUGGCGGGAAGAGCGACGGUCGCCCUCCUGCCGUGCGUAUUGCGCGCGCCCACGCACGUAUCUGCACGCCUUCGGAGCUGGCUGCGCGACGUUCAGCGCUCACGUCGCGCGCCAUUUCGCCUCAUCACGCUUGUGCUGCUGCUCCGCCUGCCUACGUACUGUAGGAUGUCUCUCGAUCAGGCUGAUGGCCUGCUCCUGUCGGCUACUCGGUUUGUCCAAGAGAGACUCAUUGCGAAUCCCACUGAUGGAUUGUGGGCGGGAGCAGUUGUGGGGGCCAUUGUCUUGAUCAUUCCCUCGCUGGCACGGAGAUGGCGCCACGUAGAGAUCACCAACAUGCCCCGCCUUUGGAGUCAUUGGGGUGGGGGUCUCUCCGGAAAAGAGUUGGGAAACAAGUGGAAGGAGUAUGAUGGGUCCUAUCAAGCGAAUACAGAAGAAGAAGGCAUAGCCGAGAAGUCCAUGGCACCCCAGUUGGCUGACACUUUCUACAAUUUGGUUACCGAUAUAUACGAAUGGGGCUAUGGCCAGAGCUUCAAUCUCCACCCUUUCAUUCCGGGGAAGGGCCACACAGAUGCAGCACGCAUUUUUGAAGAGGGCCUAGCCGACCACCUCAAACUGAAGCCGGGCAUGAAGGUUUUGGAUGUUGGAUGUGGAAUUGGAGGGCCCAUGCGAAACAUUGCACGAUACACACAGGCAAAUGUUGUGGGCAUCACCAUCAAUCAGUAUCAGAUUGACAGGGCGAACGUACUGAACAAGAAAUCCAAGUUGGAUCACCUCUGCUCCCUUGUGCAAGGAGAUUUCCUGAGCAUGCCUUUUGAGGAUGCCACUUUCGAUGCAGCGUACUCAAUACAGGCCACAUGCCACGCACCAAAGUUGAAGGAUGUCUAUGGGCAGAUCUUCCGCGUGUUGAAGCCCGGAGGGUUGUUCGUCAGUAGCGAGUGGGUAACUACGCCGAAGUACGACCGUAACAACAAAGACCAUGUCAGGAUCGUAAACUCAAUCUGCUACUCGAAUGCACUGCCAGAAGCGCAUUCGUACCUUGGGGCCGAAGAAGAUGCAAAGGCUGUUGGAUUUGAGGUAGUGGUCAACAAGGAUCUGGAGCUUUAUGCCGAGAACCCGUGGUGGACUCGUAUAAAGAUGAGCCGGUUUACGUAUGUGCGGAAUUCCAUCUUGGUCUCGGUGUUUAGCGCAUUGAGAAUAGCUCCGGCUGAGAUGAAAGAUGUACACCGCGUGCUCAUGGAAGCAAUCGACUCGCUGAUUGCCGGUGGAGAGUUGGCCAUUUACACGCCCAUUCAGCUUAUCGUCUUGCGGAAGCCUCUCACCAGCAAUGCCGCCGCGGUAGAAUCCGAAGCACACUAGAGAGUUCUGGAGCUAGUGCUGACAGACGGAAGGAAGAGAGUCGAGAGAAAUGGAAGGAAACAAAAUAGACAGGAAGAAAGGAAGGGAAACAAAAAAGAGAAAAGGAAGCAAUGAAAAGGAAAGCAAAAAGGAAGCAAAAAGAGAACGUAAGGAAGGAAGGAAGGAAGGAAGAUGCUGGCUCUUGUGACUCUUGUCGGUGAGAUGAAUCAUCUUCUCCUCUCUCCAUAAGAUUGCUGUGUGCUGGCCGGAUGUACAUCCGGAAUUGACAUCGUUCGGGAUGUCAGCGUAUUUUCUUUCACUGGGCUGUUUGCCCCGAUGCAUCAGGCAGGUUCAUAUAUAUUAUAUGGGCGUCGUCUCCAUAUCUGCCAUUGUGAAGAGGGUUGCCGACAGGAGCACGCUGAGUAGCCUACGUGUUGCGGAUUCUCAGAUCUUGCAGACUGGACGACAGAACUCUCCUCCCCUCCCAUCGAGAUGUUUGCUGCGGUUCUCUUUCCUCCCCACACUGCAAAGUCUUCGUUUUUGAACGUUUGGCUGCUCUGUGCCUUGCAUGUCUGGUGACUUUUUGAGUGUGGGAACCACUAACUCUCACUACGGCUGGUGUUGACAAGCUGUGCAAAAGCGCUUGACCCCAGGGCUCAAAUUGUCCUUGCCCGGACUCGUUGGCAAGGCUGGCGUACUUGGCCAUUGUGGCCAUGAGGAGGGCUAUUUUUGAAGACAGAACAGCAAAAAGGAUUUAAAGGAGGCUUGGGAGCGUGUUGAGGAAUUUUCAACACUGCAGCAGAAGACUCAGCAAGUGGGGGAACUACUACUGUAUCAGCGAUACCUUUGCGGUAGGGUUCUGGACAACAAAGCCCCUCUUCUCCCUGUUUUUUGGUUUCGACUUUCGACCUUUUUGUGGACUGGAUGUCAGAUGUGUUUAUCAUAUUUUAGGGUUUAAGAAGUUUAAGGGCGAAUUUGUUUUUUCGCAGCUAAGUUAGGCUACCUUAAAGAGGAUUGUGCUGCUGCUGAUAUAUAGCGUAUUCUGCUCAUCCCAUUUAAAAUGGCAUUCAUACGUGAAGGUAGAGGCAAUCAGUUGCCAUACAGGUGGAGGACUAGGAGAACGUUUUUAAGGCAAGGUAUCUUGUCAUAGCCAUGUUCUUCUUCUUGGAUCAGACGUUCCGGAAGCUGGUCUUCAAGAAGACCUUUUCGCUACCCGAACUGAUCUUGUUUUAAUUAAAAGCGGGGAAGCCGUCAGGUUGCCAUCGACAGCGAAUGGAGGAUGUCCUUUGCGCAUUACGACCUUGGACCCUGCCUUGUCCGCCGUCCGCCGCUUUGAAUAGUGCAGCACUGCAGCAACUGGUUGUUGCGAACUUCAACUUCUCAGCCUGCAAAGGAAGUCUCCUCGUCAAUCUGAUGACUUUCAUGUCCUCCUACACUUUCAUGUCCUCCUAGACUUUCAUGCUCUAUCAUGAGCUCAUGCGGGAAAGGGACAGCGCUAUGAAUGUAACAUUACCUGUGUAAUGUGCAUGUCAGCAGCAUUCGUAUUCCUACAUGACGGAGAUGCGUUUCAGUGCAACGCUUUACACGACACUGACACGAUUCUCCGACAACAUUUUGGAAGCUCACUUACCUUAUAACCUCUAAUUUCCUCUCUAGCCACCAGCUCCAUGUCUGUCUUUUGCUGCAUCAGUAACCUUAAGGACCCCCUCUUAAUCACAACCUCCUCCCCCUGCUCUGCACUUCAGCAGGCCUAUGACAUGCUGUCCUGGAAGUUUGCUUGCCUGUGAGCUGAGGGUAUGCAUCUCUCCUUUCUCCCGGGGGGGCAACAAGCACGUGGAAGUGGGCACUGACUUAGGCUUGGUCUAACUCAGGUCAGGAGGGCCUGCAACACUCUGACAGAGACCGAAAAGGGUUUGUUUGGUGCACGGGGUGCCAUUCUGCCGUUGUUGGUGCAAUGGAAUGCUGGCCUUUUUGUCUCUGUCUGUAUUUUGGGGGUAUUAUUAAGUGCAUUUGACAUCUAUGGUGUUCAAAUCUUUGAAACACUUGUGUUGCUUUCUCCCUGUGGGGUGUCUGUUAUAGGUGCCCCUGGAUAUACUAGCUCCUUAUGGACACUGCUUUUGUGGUUGUUGGGAUGGGACCUUAUAGUUAUAGGAGGGAAAGAUAACCGCUUUUGGAUGCUCAAUUGGAGAAGGAUGUUCUUUUUGUAAGAUUUCACGGAUGGCUAGCUGUCUUGCAGAUGUCUCGAGAGUCGAAACCAUACUUCCUGUUUGACAUGCCUUUUUUCCAAUCAAGUCCCCACCUUUCC
Molecule: messenger RNA, 3675 nt
Organism: Chara braunii
Lineage: Eukaryota; Viridiplantae; Streptophyta; Charophyceae; Charales; Characeae
Source: the annotation of a GenBank genome assembly